AUGAAUGUCAGUGAACGUACCUAAAAUUACUUCACUACAUUCACUGCGGACUCUUGUUGCACAGAAGUAAACAGAAGCGUCGAUCCGAUCAACAGUUCUUAGGCUGUUUGAUUAAGUUACAGCCAUCAGGUGAAGUGAAGGGAGUGAGCGAUCCACGUAUUAUACGUCCAUGGCUCUCAACUCAUGUCGUCCAUGUUUACUUUAGAUAUAACAACGAUUAAGUUCUUGACACUUGAAUUAAUAAAAACUAGGUGUAUUUAAUGACUGCGAAUAUAGCUGCAAUGGGAGAAGCAAAACUUGAUAUGUAUAGCGAUGUAACAUACAUGGUCGACCCACAAAAUGUGGAAGGCGAAAUGACAGUGGGAGCGAAGCAUAAAGCUAACCUUGGAGAACCUGAAUUUAACACAUUAAACGAACCAAUUAGUGUCACAAUUUUGAGGGAUGUGCGAGCAGUGGGAAGAAAGUUCUUUCAUGUUUUGUAUCCAAAAGAGAAGAAGAGCUUGCUUAAGGAAUGGGAUCUCUGGGGACCCUUGGUACUAUGUACCUUCAUGGCAAUGAUCUUGCAAGGCUCUUCAGAUGCGGAGAAUAACAUAAAUGAUGGAGGUCCAGAAUUUGCAGAAGUCUUUGUAAUAGUUUGGAUUGGAUCAAUGGUUGUUACAUUAAACUCCAAACUUUUAGGUGGAAAUAUAUCCUUUUUUCAAAGUGUGUGCGUCCUUGGCUAUUGUCUACUUCCAACGGCCAUUGCAUUAAUACUAUGUAGAAUAAUAUUAAUUGUGGACCAAAGUACCUUUCUAUUCAUCCUACGAUUCCUGAUAACAAUGACAGGAUUUGCUUGGGCAACAUAUGCUUCGAUGGCAUUCCUUGGAGACAGCCAACCAGUGGGACGGAAAGCAUUAGCAGUUUAUCCAAUAUUUCUGUUUUAUUUUAUCAUAUCGUGGUUAGUCAUAUCUCAUACUGUAUAGAGUGUAAAUUAUACAAAUUUUGACUUUUCAAUAAGACUGUAUAGUAUUUAUGCACAAACCUAAUAAACCGUGGAACCCGA
This is a messenger RNA of Orussus abietinus, 1042 nucleotides long. RefSeq names its product protein YIPF6. Gene Ontology annotation, cellular component: trans-Golgi network; membrane. Gene Ontology annotation, biological process: endoplasmic reticulum to Golgi vesicle-mediated transport. The transcript has 7 exons. NCBI's taxonomy places the organism in Eukaryota, Metazoa, Arthropoda, Insecta, Hymenoptera, Orussidae. The record is from RefSeq and is a predicted model, not a curated record. The coding region runs from base 261 to 962 and encodes 233 amino acids.